This is a messenger RNA of Musca vetustissima, 1104 nucleotides long. Its product is annotated as lipase 3-like. Gene Ontology annotation, biological process: lipid metabolic process. The coding region runs from base 1 to 1104 and encodes 367 amino acids. NCBI's taxonomy places the organism in Eukaryota, Metazoa, Arthropoda, Insecta, Diptera, Muscidae. The record is from RefSeq and is a predicted model, not a curated record. Gene Ontology annotation, molecular function: hydrolase activity, acting on ester bonds. The transcript is spliced from 4 exons.
AUGAAAUCACUUGUGGUCGGAUAUUUAAUUAUUUUAAUUGUUCUAAUGCAGUAUUUGAAUGCCAGCACACAGAUAACUGCUGAUCGUAUCCAUGCGGCUGGAUAUGGAAGUGAAACACAUACAGUCAUUACGGAAGAUGGUUAUGUUUUGACGGUGUUUCGUAUAAUUGGACGAAACAAUGAGACGAGAUCUACACCCGGUCCAGCGGUUCUCCUAAUGCAUGGUUUAAUGAGUUCCUCGGAUUGUUGGGUUAUGCGUGGCCUAAAGGAUGCCCUGGUGUAUGAAAUGGUGGAUAACGGCUAUGAUGUGUGGUUGGGUAAUGCUCGAGGCAAUACCUAUGGAAAACACCACUUAAAACUAUCAACAGAUUCUCCGAAAUUUUGGGAAUUUUCUUGGCAUGAAAUUGCAGUCAUGGAUUUACCCAAUACCAUCGAUUAUAUUUUGGAGAAGACCCAGCAGACUCGGCUUCACUAUUUGGGGCAUUCUCAGGGUACAGCGAUUUUAUUUGUUCUGUUUUCCAUGCAACCGGAAUAUAAUCGAAAAUUAAAAUCGCUGCAUAUGUUUGCCCCCAUUGCCUAUCUCAAGCAUGCACGAGCUCCACCGAUCCUUUCCUUGGCGCCCUUUGUAAAUAUGCAUACCCCAAUGGAUGGCCUGGUGAGUUAUACUACUACGAGGUAUAUACCGAUUGCUGGGCGUUUAUUUAAAACAUGUAAUAAUCGUAAGGCUUCCAUUGAGGUUUGCACCGUUCUGCUGGCAUUGCUGAAUGGUGGCAUGUCGGAUUUUAUACAAAAAUCCAUUUUACCGGAUGUUUAUGAAACCCACCCGGCAAGUACUUCAGCCCGCCAAUCAUUUCAUUUUAUUCAACUUUAUUUGUCGGGACAUUUUCGCCAGUAUGACUAUGGCAGUCAGGGGAAUUUAGAGCAUUAUAAUCGUACCACACCUCCGGAUUAUGAUGUGAAAAAUAUACAGCCGCGAUUCCCUUUUCAGUUUUACUAUAGUGAUUUUGAUGAUUUCUCUACGAAACCGGAUGUUGAGAAAUUCAUUGUAAUGAAAAUUAUGCAGGAUACGGAGGAGGUAUUACAAAGUGAAGACUCUCAGGAUUAA